UCAUCACAGCUCCUUGUCCAUCGUUGAAAGACCCGUUUCACGGAAAUGUCACCAUAACAACGAGCGGAGCGGUAACCAUGGCAACGUAUGCAUGUGACGGAAUUUAUACCAUAUCCGGUAGCAACAGAAGGGAAUGUCAGACAGACGGGACGUGGUCUGGAUCAGAACCGGCUUGUGCAUGUCCUGUACUUAGCAGUCCCACAGGAGGUAACGUGGAGCUUUCUGUAGACGGACUGACGGCCACUUACUCCUGCGAUGUCGGCUGGGUUCUUGUAGGCGUGACAUCAUUGACGUGCGUGACGUCAUCUAAUACGUGGAGCGGUACUGCACCCUUAUGUGUUGAGUGUCAGCCGCUGGCGUCUUUUACGAACGGUGACUACAACAUAACAAGCGACGGGCUAACGUCACAUGCGGAAUACUUUUGUGCUGACGGCUACUACAUGAACGGAGGCUCUUCGCUGACGUGUUUAACUUCGGGUGCUUGGGAUGGAUCGCCGCCAACCUGCUACUGUGUCGCACCCGAGGCCCCGGGCCAUGGCGCUGUGUCAGUCUCCGUAGACGGCAGUACGGCCGUAUACACGUGCAGCACCUGGUACAACCUGGAGGGAGCGUCCGCCCGGCAGUGCCAGGAUGGAGGAAUGGGGUGGUCCGAUUCAAAUCCUCAAUGUGUUCAAUGUUCCGGCAUCACAGCGCCAGAAAGUGGGGGUAUUUCAUUAUCCACUAACGGAACCGUGACGUCAGCAACGUUUUCGUGUGACGUCGGAUACACGAUUUCCGGCGAAGUGACGUCAACCUGUAUUGACGCCAACACGUGGAGCUCCAUUGUCCCCGAUUGCAUUCAAUGUGUUACCCCUCCGACUCUGACGUCUGGCCAAUACACUUUGACGUCUGACAACACACAGACGUCAGCGUCUGUAGAGUGUGACAUCGGUUCGACAUUGAGUGGAAGUGUAACACUCUCAUGUGACGUCACCGGUCAAUGGGAGAUUACAGGGGACUCCCCUUCAUGUGUAUCAUGCGUUGACCCACCAACAACUACAGGAGGAGCGUAUACGUUAAAAUCCAACGGCACGACGACUUACGGCGAAUUGACGUGUGAGAUCGGUUACACGUUAGACGGUGACGUCAAUUCGGUUCUACAAUGCUCGAGUAACGGAACGUGGUCUUCAACAUUUACGUCAACUUCAUCUCAGUGCGUUUUAGAAAGUUCAUCUCAAGCGUCAAGCGGCGGUGACGACCUUUUGACUGCGGUUAUCGCGUUGUCCAUUCUGUCGGCAUUGCUGGCUGUCGGUUUGGUCACCUUAGCUGUGUACGCUUUCGUCAUCAAGGGCAUAGCCGGUUCCUGCAAAGUGGACAACGUUCGAGCUCCGGCCAAAGCCUCAGCCUUCCCCAUCUCCAGGGCUCCAGUAGAUCACUCUCAGCACGUAAUGGACUCCCGGAUACUUCCGACGCCCUUACACCCAGAAUACACAAUGACACCCAGAAACGGCUUUGUGACACCGCGGGAACCGUCCAUGCGGUCUGCUCUCUCCACCGGAAGUUUAGAGUUUGACCUGGUCCGGGAGACGACUGCCAGCUCCAUAUACCAACAUCCGGCCCCUUGGACCACUAAGACAAACGGUCAGAUGUACAAAAUCUCCGACAACGCCAACAGUGCCAAAAUAAAUGGACAGGCCAUUUCCUCCGACAAUAUGUAUCACAAACCUGGAAGCGAUGAUACUGGUUCACCACGACCUAACGGAAAAAAGAAACGUAAGAAACAAUCGAUGGCAAAGCGACUUCAACUGGACAACUCAGACAAUUCCUUCAACAGCGAUCAAGAUAUUUCAAAUACUCAUCGCUCAUUGACAAGCGUACCGUCUCCAAUACCGGAGUCCGCGGACGAAAACAAGACGGUCGAAGAGCAACGGAAUAUAUGUCAUAUAGCUGAGAGCAGUAAAGGAAAGACACGGACAGGGCUAUCUAUUCCAAUGCACAAACAUUCAAAGGCGUCGGUGUCAAGUCAUGUUAUAGCCAUGGAAACUGAAGAUCUCCAUCACACGCCACGCUCUGGUCUCAUUCCAUCCGUUCAGUAACUGGCGUUGUAAUAUAUUAAAGUGUCACUCUUAUUCAAAAUCAAUACAUGUAUAACAAACAUAAAUUUUGAGUGAUUAACCUUCAACAACUUACUUAAUAAUUUAUGGAAAGUCUUAAUUACUGUUAACAAGUUUAUUACCGUGUAUUUAAUAGCAGAAAACGCAAAAAUAUUAAAUGAUCGGUGAAUGCUGAAAGAUUUACUGUGAUCUACUAUCGUCUCAUAUUAAACGCAAUAUCCUUCACAAGAACCAUUGUUUUUAGACAUUAAUUAAUCCUUUUUGGUAAAUUAAAACAAUUGUUUUAAAUAUGGUAAAUCUUAUUUGGGAGUAAUAGUGCAUCUUUAAAUCACGCGGCAUAUAAAAUGGGAGACAUGAGGGUUAUUUGGUCAAAUUAUCUAACUGUACAUCGCUGUCUAUAUAUGCUAUAUAAAAUCAUAUUUAUAAAUAAGGUAUAAGCUCUACUUAAAUAGUCAUCUUAAUAAAAUGAAACAAGACGAAAUGCUUUCACCAGACGGGUUAUUGUGUCAAUACCGGUAUGUACAAGAUACAAAUAGUAAUGUAUAUGUAUUUUUUGUACAUAAAUGUAUAUGAACUCUCAUAAAAUAAUACUCUUUUUUUUACAAAAAUCAAUGAGAAUGGAAACAAAAAAAAACAUUCAGCUGUGACUCGAAUCGCCCAAGACAAAACAGAGAUAAAAAUGGCUUUAUGAAAAAGACAUGCAGGAAACGUGUGCCCGUUUCCGCCGGUAAAAGCUUUCAAGUCACCAUGUCCAGUGUGUGUAUACCACCUGAUAAAUUGCGUCAUAAAUGUUACGUCGGAAGAAAAUAUUUUUCUCUGAAUGAAACC
This is a messenger RNA of Mya arenaria, 2921 nucleotides long. RefSeq names its product CUB and sushi domain-containing protein 1-like. NCBI's taxonomy places the organism in Eukaryota, Metazoa, Mollusca, Bivalvia, Myida, Myidae. The record is from RefSeq and is a predicted model, not a curated record. The transcript is spliced from 10 exons. Bases 78 to 2075 code for a protein of 665 amino acids.